Molecule: messenger RNA, 842 nt
Organism: Carlito syrichta (Philippine tarsier)
Lineage: Eukaryota; Metazoa; Chordata; Mammalia; Primates; Tarsiidae
Gene: IFT25
Product: heat shock protein family B (small) member 11
Exons: 6
Coding region: 315-746 (143 amino acids)
Biological process (GO): intraciliary transport
Cellular component (GO): cilium; intraciliary transport particle B; centrosome
Source: RefSeq, a predicted model, not a curated record
GUGGUGUCGGGCCUCGUCCCGCGUUUUCGGGCGGACUCCGGGCUUCCCGCGGAUGAGGUUACAGGAAAGGGUUAGAGGGCUCCAGCGGGAACAUCUGAACCGAGAGCGGUGAGCAAGGAGAAGGCCACCUGAGGACUUGACCUGGAGAGGUAUCCGGAAAGAAAGACCAGAAAGAGCACGUGAGCUGGAGAUGAAACCCGUGGCUCCGGGUUAGAGGACAGGACAAGGCGUCUCGGGAAUCCAGGGCCAGGAAUUGUAAAAAGGGGAAAGGAUGGCAACUCCAGAGCGCACCACUUUCGGUUAAAUACUUUAAGAUGAGAAAAGUUGAUCUCUGUUUGAGCUCUGAAGGGUCUGAAGUGAUUUUAGCUACAUCAAGCGAUGAAAAACACCCACCUGAAAACCUCAUUGAUGGGAAUCCAGAAACAUUUUGGACCACUACAGGAAUGUUUCCCCAGGAGUUCAUUAUUUGUUUCCACAAACAUGUAAGGAUUGAAAGACUUACAGUUCAAAGUUACUUUGUACGGACCUUGAAGAUUGAAAAGAGCACAUCCAAAGAGCCAGUUGAUUUUGAGCAAUGGAUUGAAAAAGAUUUGGUACACACAGAGGGGCAGCUUCAAAAUGAAGAAAUGGUGGUACGUGAUGGCUCUGCCACUUACUUGAGAUUCAUUAUUAUAUCAGCCUUUGAUCAUUUUGCUUCUGUGCAUAGCAUUUCUGCAGAGGGAAUAGUAAUCUCAAAUCUUUCUUAGUGAUUAUAACAAAAUGCUCUUGCAUGAUUUUUUAAUGAUAUAUUUAUUUAAACAUGAAGUUGUCACUGAUAUACUUUAUUAAAAGGAUUUGUAUCA